Messenger RNA from Lithohypha guttulata, 3459 nucleotides. RefSeq lists its product as uncharacterized. The transcript is spliced from 3 exons. NCBI's taxonomy places the organism in Eukaryota, Fungi, Ascomycota, Eurotiomycetes, Chaetothyriales, Trichomeriaceae. Gene Ontology annotation, molecular function: TBP-class protein binding; RNA polymerase II general transcription initiation factor binding; RNA polymerase II general transcription initiation factor activity. Gene Ontology annotation, biological process: transcription by RNA polymerase II; RNA polymerase II preinitiation complex assembly. Gene Ontology annotation, cellular component: transcription factor TFIID complex. Bases 1 to 3459 code for a protein of 1152 amino acids. The record is from RefSeq and is a predicted model, not a curated record.
AUGGAUUCGAAUACUCCCACAGAAAACGGCGGUUACGCCGACCUCAAUGACGAGAAUGGCGACAAUCUUGACGACCUUUUCGCUAUCGACGAUGGAGGCUUUGAUAUUGAGCAAGACACAGACAAUGUGCAACCAGGCGUGACAUACGACGACUUCCUUCCCACCGAAUUACCCAACGACCAAAGUAUAGAGAAUGCGGAAUUGAGUGCCCUUUUGCAGGAAGGAGUGGCAGAAGACGUUGAGGGUAUUGACCUGGAUGCUCUAAACAAUCGUCCACUCGAGAUAGGCGAGAAGGCCAUCGAUGCUGUUGAUUAUGACGACAUUGGCGACGAUGAUCUGCCUGAUGAGGUAGAGAUGGGAGGACCGGUACAACCUCCCGACACCUUUCUGUCCGGUAUUCGUGAAAGUGCUGCAGAAUCUGAUAUCGACGACCUAUUUGGCGAUGGUGAUGAUGAUCUGUUUGGAGACACAGGACAUGAUGAUCAAGGGGAUGGUCGAGCCAGAAGCAUAGAAGACAACACUGCAGGCAGCAACCAAGCUCCUGCUAAUGGAGGACUCUUGCGUGCACUAGCUGAACGAGAUGCCACAAUGACAGAAGAAGAGACACGCCAAUGGGUACUCCAAGAGGCCCUGCUGUCUCGGGAACCUGGACAGUUUGGACGACCGGAUAUCGAUGACAUGGAUGUAUGGAUGCACAAGAAUUUCCCAGCCUACGACCCUACUGAGGACGCUCCCUUCUGGAACAGAAUUCUACCACCAAAGCCUGCAACUUACGUUGUCAAGGACACAAAGACCAAGAAACCUCGACCAAUUCGCCCUACCAAAGUAACGCUAGAUAUCGAGCCUGAUCAGAAACUUCUUUUCGCUACUCCAGCAGCUAUUGCACUUCCGUUCGAACGUCGCGCAGAUUAUGUAUAUAUUCCGGUGGGUGUGACACAGGAGCGGUUCGAUCCUUUAGACGAAGAGCAAUCUGACGACGAUUUACCUAAUGGAUUGACCAACGAAGACCUCGAUCUUAUGUGUACUGACUUCGAUACGUUGUCUCAUCUGGCGGACGAAGACAGUGUCUUCUCAACAAGACCACAAGCUGUUGAUGAAGAUGCAAGCAUGUCAGAGUACGAGAACGAUUUCGACGACUCUGAGAGGCCAAUCAAGAAACGUCGUAUUGGUUUAGGUGCUAACGACAUCGUCACGAUCCAUCAAUUCGAAAUCCCUUCUUUUGACGAUCCCGAGAGACUGACAGCGAAGAUCGCGCGCGAGGUAGUACUCGAUCUGAAUGACACGACACUUUUGGUUGAAGAACUUGAUCAAGACGCUUCUAGACAACGUGCCAAACCUGGUGAGAGUCGAUACCAAAUCGCGACAAUUAAGGAUCGCCUAGCACGACGCUUCAAGACUUCGAACGAUGCGUCCUAUAACCUACUGCAGCAGAACCAAAAGAAGGUUAGAGGACAGCUAACCAACAUGGCGAUCGACCAUUCGAUUCCCGCGAUCCGCUUACAGUACCCUUAUUAUCAGGUCAGGUUGCCUGCGAAAGAGUUGCGAAAUUGGCACAGGAAACAAAUCUUGUUCAAAGGCGGCGUUGCGUUCCACAAGGUCAACAAACAGAAGCGCAAGGAAAUCAAGAACAAGCCAAUUCAGCAGGCCUUCGGGAAGACGCGGGAUCUUUCCGUGGCCGACAACUCCUAUGCUCUCCUGCUCGAAUAUUCUGAGGAACAUCCUGUCAUGCUCUCACAGACUGGAAUGGGUAACAAAGUCGUCAACUACUAUCGAAAAGUGGACGCUAGCGAUACACAACGACCGAAAGCCGAGAUAGGGGACACAUCUGUGCUAAUGCCUGAAGACAAGUCUCCGUUCAAUAACUUUGGACAUAUUGACCCAGGUCAGGCCACAUUAGCAAUAUACAAUAGUAUGUAUAGAGCUCCCAUCUUCAAGCAGAGCCAAGCAUCAACGGACUUUCUCAUUGUCCGCGAGGUGACUGGUAUGAACGGUCAAUUGCACUACCUGCGUAACAUCGACUAUCAAUAUGUCGUGGGACAAGAGCUUCCCAGUGUACAGGUUCCUGGACCUUCUGCUAGAUUAGUCACAACUGUGGCCAAGAAUCGGCUGAAGGCAAUUUCAUUCCGUAUUGCACGAAGGAAGAAGAGCCAUCGGCUGCGCGUCGAAGAAGUCACUCGCCACUUCCCAGAGACAAAUGAUAUGCAGAAUCGCCAGAAAAUGAAGGAAUUCAUGCAAUUCAACAAGGAACAGAAGGAGUGGGAAAUGAGAGGCACCGAGCAAAUUCCGGACGAAGAAGAGAUUCAGAAGACGCUUGUGCCCGAGGAGAUCUGUCUUCUUGAAUCCAUGCAAGUCGGUAACCAGUAUCUGCAUGAUUCGGGAUACGCAGACGAUGAUGCGGGUGGAGACGACGACAAGGACGAUGACGAGAAAGACGACAAACAAGAUAUAGCCAUUGAAAGACAACUUGCGCCCUGGAAGACAACUAAGAAUUUCAAGCUAGCUACGCAAGGCAAGGCUAUGCUUCGCCUGUAUGGCGAUGGAGAUCCUUCCGGUCGAGGUGAAGCAUUCUCGUUUAUUAAGACUAGCAUGAAAGGUGGCUUCAAAGCUCAGGGUCUUUCGGCGAACGAGAAUGUGGCUAGCCAACGAGGCAAGGAGGCUGGUCUGGGUGGGCACACCUAUAACGUGGCUCGUCAACAACAAGCCUACGAAGAAUCGAUUCGCAAGAUCUGGAACAGGCAGAGAGAUGUUUUGUCUUCUGUGGACGAAGCUGAAGACAUCGACGAAGAAGGCGUUGACGGUCAGCUUGAUGACUUUGCUCGAUCCCGAAACAUUCGAGCUACACCGGCAUCUGGAUUACAGACACCAAGCGGCAGACGGCGAGACGACGAGACAGGCACUUCUUUCAGCAAACGUAGUGCCAACUCGCAAGCUCAAAGAUAUCUUCGAAUCAGACGCAGAGUGUGGGAUGCCAGCGCCGAUGCAUACGAAUGGAGAGAAGUCGUUGAAUCAGAUCCGCAGGUUAUCAAGAUGUACCUCAAGCGGAAAGAAAAGAUGGAGGUUCAAAAUCUGUCCCAGGCACUACCAACCGGCGAUCAUCAAGUCGAUGCGCUUAAUAGAAAAAAGCUUGAAGACGAACUCGCUAGACUCGAGAACAACCGUAAGGCAAAACGCCGCAAGAAGAACCGACCAUCCGAAGCCACCAUCGAUGGCGACCAGACCGGAGCAGACGGCAACGGUGCUGAUCCUUCAACUCCCGCUCCUAGCAGCGGCGGCAGAAACAACGCUGGAACACAGCGCAAAUGUGCCAACUGCGGCCAAGUCGGCCAUAUCAAGACAAACAAAAAGUCAGUAAACUCUACCUGCAAGCGCUGUGGAUUUGAUCUGGUAAAGAAGAAGACGGACGACUUUGGGAAAGCCUUGUCCUUUGAUUUUGCUAGUCUCCAGCACCAUGAGACAUGA